AUGGCAAGAGAGGCUUCGACUGAUCGUCAUACAAUGUUAUAUGCUAAUACAAGCGGCAUGAACACCAUAGUCGAAUGCACUGAGAUUCCCUCCACAUUCCAUUCAACAGGAAUGUGGAACUACAUUCAUCAUGGGAUUGUGCCGUAUAUGUUGCCACUACUUCAGCUGCAGAUGGUUCUCAUUUUCAUCCUCUUCCAAUGCUCCCAUUACGUUCUUAAGCGUUAUGGAAUCCCCAAGUUUACCACACAACUUAUUGUAGGCAUAAUCCUUGGUCCAUCGUUUCUGGGAAACCUCAAAAUAUUCAACAAUAUUUUCUUCUCAAUUAAAAGUCAAGAAAUAAUAGGGAUGUUGUCUUUCCUUAGUUACGCGCUCUUUCUCUUUGUGAGUGGGGUUAAAACAGAUGUAGGAAUGAUAAAAAGAAACGGAAGAAAAGCCUUGUUUAUCGGUAUUGCAAGCAUGUUGUUGCCUUUGCUAAUUGGGUUGUCUGUCGAAGUGAAAAUUGGAAGACUCUGGUUGAAGGAAGAAGCAUAUAGACUUCCAUUUGAAACAACAGCACAUUGUAUGACUUCAUUACCUGUCCUUGCUUUGCUUCUUGAGGACCUCAAGAUCCUUAAUUCUGAACUUGGUCGAUUAAGCCUAUCUGCAGGAUUGGUAAGUGAAAUUUUAACCUUGCUACUUUUCAUUAGCACCACCGUGAUUAGACUUAACGACAAGAAAGGUAGUAUGUUUGCCUUUGUAGCUUUAGGAGCAAUCAUGAUCUUUAUUAUCAUCGUCGCAUUUGUAAUUCGACCAGCAAUGUUUUGGGUAAUCAAGCAGACACCAGAAGGCAGACCUGUUGAAAACACAUAUAUUCAUACCAUCAUGCUAAUGGUGCUUGGCUCUAGCUUGUUUUCUCACUUGUUUGGUCAUACUUUACUCUUUGGACCUUUCGUUCUCGGUUUGGCAGUACCAGAUGGACCGCCUUUAGGAUCAAUCAUUAUCAAUAAGUUCAAUUGCUUCAUUUCUGAUGUGUUUCUGCCACUCUUCGUGACUACUUGUGCGAUGAGGAUUGAUCUGAGUUUAAUCAAAUUCAAUAACAAAUUCAUGACGGUCAAUGGAAGUCUCCUUGUUUUGACUUUUGUGGUCAAAAUUGUGGCUUCUUUGAUUCCUCCCUUGUACUCCAAAAUGCCAUUAAAUGACGCUCUGGCACUCGCUCUCUUAUUGAGUUGCAAAGGAAUAGCCCAACUUUCAUACUAUACAUAUCUCAGAGAUAUUGAGAUCAUGACAGACCAGGUGUUCGCUUUGUCAUGUGUUAGCAUCCUAGUGACUGCAAUUUUCGCGCCACUUCUCGUGAAGUUCUUGUACCACCCUUCCAGAAGAUAUGCAGGUUACCAGAAAAGGGAUAUUAUGCAUUGCAAAGCCAACACAGAGCUCCGAAUCUUAGUGUGCAUUCACAGGCCAGAUAACAUUGCUGCUGUAACCAAACUACUUGAAGUCUCGUGCCCAUCUAGGGAAAAGCCUCUUGCUGUUUAUGUACUUCACCUUAUCCAAUUAAUUGGUAGAGCCACUCCUAUUUUUAUUUCCCACCAACUGCAGAAAAAGAUUGUGUCCAAUAUUUCUUCUUCAGAGAAUGUCAUUAUCGCCUUCAAUCACUUUCAACAAGACAAUCAAGGUGUUGUAUCAGUAAACGUCUUUACAACAGUCUCUGUAUUAAAGUUCAUGCACGAAGACAUAUGCAUCCUUGGAUUGGACAAACUCACAUCCCUCAUAGUACUCCCGUUCCACCGAAAAUGGUCCACUAAUGGUUUUGUUGAAUCAGAUGACAAUACCAUAAGGACCUUAAAUUGCAGUGUGCUUGAACUAGCCCCCUGCUCUACUGGGAUCCUUGUUGACUGUGGUCAUUUAGGCCGCUUAAUGGUUUCAUCACAGUCGCCAUGUUCUAUUGCCAUGUUCUUCUUAGGAGGUAAUGAUGAUCGAGAGGCCUUGGCUUUUGCCGAGCGCAUGGCCAAUCAUUCAAAAAUUACCUUGACGGUGGUUCACUUUGUUGCCUCUAGCAAUGAAGAUGAUACCAAUUGGGACAAAUUGUUUGACAAUGAGAUACUGAAUGAUUUUAAACUUAACAAAGUGGGUAAUGAAUAUGUUAUAUUCCAAGAGGAGAUGGUGAAGGAUGGGGCUCAGACAGCAUUGAUAGUUCGAUAUAUGGUGAACCAAUAUGACCUUAUUAUUGUUGGUAGACGGCAUAACGUAGAGUCUCCUCAGACAUCUGGGCUUGCAGAAUGGAGUGAAUUUCCAGAGCUGGGGAUUAUGGGAGACUUGCUUGUCUCAUUAAAUCUUAACAACAGAACUUCUAUUUUUGUGGUGCAACAACAACAAAAGAAGGCCUAG
Corylus avellana is the source of this 2364-nucleotide messenger RNA. The record is from RefSeq and is a predicted model, not a curated record. NCBI's taxonomy places the organism in Eukaryota, Viridiplantae, Streptophyta, Magnoliopsida, Fagales, Betulaceae.